UCAGUGCAGAAGCAGAGGAGCAGCUACAGCUGUCCUUUUAAAGUUGACUAUCCGGUUCUUCAUGUGACUGAAAGUCGGGUGUUACAAUUAAAAUCGAAACCAUAGAAACAUAAACGCUCGUGAUCUGGGGCAGCAGAGUGGGGCCUUCACUGACGGUCGCUUUCAGCUUAAUGACGAUGAUGAUGCCGAAGGGGCAGAAGCGCAAACUAUCAAUAGAGGAGGAGGCUUCAGACUACAGAGCUCCCACCUGGGAGAGCCAGCAGCAGUUUCUGCUCACAGUUUCCCUCAACAAGUAUCAGUUCUCCCAGCAGCUACGUGAGCCCAGCCUGCGACGGUCCGUCCUGAUAGCCAACACCCUGCGGCAGAUCAGCCUGCAGAUGUCUAUGGUACCAUCAGUCAACGUGGAGGUGUCAGAACCUCCAGGUAUUGCUUCAUCUGCACUGACAGCAAGUAUUGCCGCUGCAGCAAAACGUCAUUCUGCUGUAACGGUUGACAGCUGCUCAGCUCUGGCCACCUGCCCCAUGGUUUCCUUAAAUUACUCACCAAAUUCUACUGAAAAGACAAACUACUCGAGUGAAUCAAAUUUCCAUAUCAGUAUAGAGGAUGAUGAGGACUGGGGAUCGAUGUCCACUGAUACUGAUUCAUCUCUUUCAGCUGUCAUUUCCUCUAUUCUUGCCGCACUGGACUCUACUAUAGACGGGAAUCCUCAGCCAGCUCCACGGAUACCCCUCAGGCCCUUGGAGAACAUGUCCAAGCCCUAUGAGGGAAGCGUGGCCUUGGUAAAUCACGGUCUCAGAGAUCCCGGUGACUGCAGGGAGCAGCAAGAAGACGGCAGCAUGGAGGUAAUGAGGUCCAGCUACCUUGGGGAUUUCACUGUGGAGGACUUGUUCCAGGAUAUAGACACAUCCCUGGUGGACAUAGACAUGGGAGUGAUUGGGCACAGAAGCACUGAAGGUGGACACACAGCUGGGGAUGACCUGUUUAUGUACCUGCCACCUUUCUCCCCCCACUCCCCUUUCUCACCACACUCUAUAACACCCACCUCCCAAAAUGCCCAGCCUGCUCUGAUUGGCCAGUUGGCAUGAUGAAUACAAGGCAACACUUAUUAUGUAUAGUGACUGUUGUAAGCCCCCUAAGAGCUGUCGACCGCCUUUAAAACAGUAUCUUUGGGUUAACUGUGGAACGACUACUUGUUUAAAAAAAACAUUUUGUGAAAUGUGGCCCUCAUUUAAGAAUUUUGAUGUUGUUAUUUUUGUGUAUGAAUUUUUAAAUUCAGCUAUCCUUUACACAAAACUACAGCGCUCCUAAAGUCCUGUAAAGGUUCUUUCUUUCUUUUAUUAAAAUCCUGUGUGCACAAGCUUUUUUAAAAAUGUGCAAACAGGACAAAUAAGUCGCUGGACUAAUGUUAAAAAAGAGGAGGAAAGAAAUCACCUCACUGGACUUUAAGGUGUCUGUACAACACUGAGAAAAAUAACAAUUAUGGAUUUAAUCCAUUUUAAGUACAAAUUAAUGGUUUGUACAUUACUUCGCAGUCUAAUGAUGAUCUCGAGGGGGCAGAAGCAUAAACCCUCCCCCUCAAUCCAAGUCUGAUGUACCCAUCUUCACUCUCCACCAGCAUCUGCUUCAGUCUCUUAUCAAAAUCUUGUGAGGGGAAGGAAUUAGCUCGAGCAUCUUUAUCAUAAACUCUGGUAGAGUUUAUAAAAACGGCUUGCGUGCAUGAACACCCUUCACUUGCCGUCUGCUCUGUCCUCUGUCGAUCAUUACACAGCCUUUAACCGCGGGGACAGGUAAAGGUCUGUGCACUGUCUCAGCACAGCUCUGCCAGUUAAUGUUGAGGACAUUCAGGCCCGCAGUGCAUGUGUGAGCUACUGUGUUUUCAGUAAAGCUCUGGGUACAUCCACAUUAAUACAAUUUAGUUUUAAACUGUAACCUUAACUGUGUUUGGACCUAACAAUCACACCGCUAUAGAAGACGCCUAACACUGAGAGUUUUUAAAAAUGCAGUCUGAGCUUGGAUUAUUUUUUUUAAUGGUCGGCGGUGAUGGAGCAGGCAGACAUGCUUGUUUUCUAAUGUGUCAGAAACGCGUGUCUGCACGGAGAUCUUUUUCCUUUUAAAGGACCAUUUUAAGAUUUGCAUUAGUCCUCGGUGUGCCUUCUUUCUCUUUACACCGACGCAGGCUCGCUCAGUUUACCUGAGCAGUCAGCAUGCUAGUUUAGACGAGUGGUUCUCAAACUGCGUGGCAUUGAUAACAGGGUGAAAAAUUCUAAUGAAACUUUUGUUUUUUUUUCCCUUUGUUGGGUGGAGGAAUAAGUUUGAUGCUGUUGCACUGAUGAUAUGCACCUUGUAUAAGUAAAAUCCAACUUUUUUUCCCCCCCUUUUGUUAUUUGUUAGGGAUU
Pundamilia nyererei is the source of this 2396-nucleotide messenger RNA. RefSeq names its product SERTA domain containing 3 (gene sertad3). The transcript is spliced from 2 exons. Gene Ontology annotation, cellular component: nucleus. The record is from RefSeq and is a predicted model, not a curated record. Gene Ontology annotation, molecular function: transcription regulator activity. NCBI's taxonomy places the organism in Eukaryota, Metazoa, Chordata, Actinopteri, Cichliformes, Cichlidae. Bases 171 to 1085 code for a protein of 304 amino acids.